AUGGAAGAAACAACCAAUGCAGACUGUCUAAUUAAAGCUCUUCCAAAAAAAUGGGAUCUAAUGAAAAUAUUCCAAAUGAUUUUGGACGACAAGCACAUUCAUAAGAAUGAAAAGUUUACUGAUACUAUUACCAUUUUCCCAUCUGAAUACAUGAAGCAAAUGUCAUUAACGACCGAGGAGCGAUCAGACUUUUUAUUAAAAUCCAAACAGAAAUCAGAAUUUCUUGAAAUUUCCGUUGCCUUUAAAGUAAUUCCCAGUAUUGUUAUUUUUCAAAAUUUUAUACCUGGACAAGUCUACAGUGUCACUCUCACCAUACGCAACGCAUCCAAUAUUCUACAUUCUUUGAAAAUGUCCUCCAACACUGAUCCCUACUUCAGUGUAGAACAUAAAGGAUCUCUGGGCACAAAAAUUGCACCAGGCAUGGCAUCCGUUUACAGCAUAAAAUUUGUGCCUAUGGAAAAUCGUGACUAUGAGUAUCAACUGACAUUUGCUACGGAUUCUGAAACUUUUAAUGUUCCUGUAGUUGCUAUUGGACCCAGGCCAAUAUUAGACUUUCCAGACAUAAUAAAAAUUCCAUCUACGGCUGUCAAAGUAAUAUCUUUUAAAACAAUUCUUGUACGAAAUGUCAGUGAAGUAGCAGCAGUCUUCAGACUCUUCAGUGACAACCCUAAAUUCUCAGUGAAUCCUUGUAAGGGUCUGAUUGAAAAAAAUGAUACUGUACAGUUUACCAUAAGUUUUGUGUCAGACAAAAGUGGAGAUUUUGAAGCCAAUUUAUUGCUGAGAUACGAAAUUGGAGAAACCAUUGGGAUGUCUCUAAAAAGUUCAGCUAUUAAUGCUAAUGUGAGAUUAGACCGUGGAAGCUUAAGACUGGAUGAGACAUACUUUGGAUUAUCCAGAUCAAAAAAUUUUACCAUUCAUAACAGAAGUGAUUAUAUUGUUAAGUUCCAUUGGAUGCAAUACAAGGAUAAGGAGAGUGAUGAAAAGAGAAAAACGGAGUAACUAGAAAAUUCAUAGAAAAAUUGGAAAC
Molecule: messenger RNA, 1027 nt
Organism: Cephus cinctus (wheat stem sawfly)
Lineage: Eukaryota; Metazoa; Arthropoda; Insecta; Hymenoptera; Cephidae
Product: hydrocephalus-inducing protein homolog
Exons: 6
Coding region: 1-999 (332 amino acids)
Biological process (GO): cilium movement; axonemal central apparatus assembly
Cellular component (GO): axoneme
Source: RefSeq, a predicted model, not a curated record